Saprolegnia diclina VS20 is the source of this 5462-nucleotide messenger RNA. RefSeq lists its product as hypothetical. The coding region runs from base 1 to 5328 and encodes 1775 amino acids. NCBI's taxonomy places the organism in Eukaryota, Oomycota, Saprolegniomycetes, Saprolegniales, Saprolegniaceae. The transcript has a single exon. The record is from RefSeq and is a predicted model, not a curated record.
AUGAUCAACGCAGUGGCACCGACCGUCAGCGCAUUGCCCAAAGGUCUCGUUGCCGAGAAGCGCUCUGGGCGCCAGGUCCUCGUCGCCCUCGUCGGUCUCUGCUGGAUCUGGCUCGGCCUCGCAGGAAGCGUUUGGUACAUGUGGCUCUUGACGCCGAGUUUUCGCAACGACCUUUGGUGGCCAUACUUUAACGCGACCGGCUACCAAGUGCUGCUGAUUGACGUCAUCAAUGACUUGCUCUCGACAACAACCGACCUUCCCGCCCUCGUCGACGUGGCGUCCGUGGCCAUCCACCGCGACUACACCGGCGCGGUGCUCACGCCGUUGGCGCACCCGGCGUACGCCAUGCGGCUGUCGACGCACGACCUGGCGUCCAUUGCAUAUGUGAUACCCAAUCUGCGCAACGCGACGGCCACCGAAGCGCUUUGGCUGCCCACGCAAUACUGCUACGUGGACUUUGGCCGGCGCUGGGAGCUCGCCCACACAGAGGCGCGCCAGCGCCGAUGCGCUGCGACCAUGAUCACGAAUGGCGCUGUCUAUUUCGAAGCCGUUUUGCGCAACCAAGACUGGAACGCGAUUGCGCUGGCCGCCGGCACUGGGUUUGCACCCGCGAUCGAGCGGGGGCUUCAAGCAUCUGCCGACGGGCGGACCUGGAUGGCAGCGACAGCAGCGGCCAACACGUCGGUGGUUGAAGAGAUUGCAUUUUGGUCGAGCUAUGGUAUCGUAAACUAUGAGCUGCAGUGGCAGACGUACUACCUCCCGGGCCUUGACCAACUGCUUGUGAUUGAGAACGCGCUGAGUAUCGAGCAGUCGGUGACACUCAAGUCGUCGACCAAGCGCAGAGGCCCGUGGACGACCAUGAACCUCAACUUUUUCUUCAUCAACGACAUCUACACGGUCGGCACCUCGUGCAACAUGAGUCUCAUUCGCAACACGACCAUGUACUUUACGAGCGACUACUGCUUCUCGUACAUGACGACGGACCUCGAAGGCGCGCUCUUCUUAUCCGACGACUAUGGUAACUUUGUCGCCCAAACCGGCCUCAGCCAUACGUUCCUUGGCCCGUUCCUCGCGGUCGACAUGUGGGUGCUGCCGCCGCCUCCUGUACUCAUUGCGCUCGUCGCCGCCGUCACGUCAGCGCUCCACAACGCGCUCCAAACCAACGCACAGUUUGCGGUUGGGUUUCAGAACCUCCGCGCCAUGAGCUUGCAGCCGCUGCCACUGCCGUGGCUAAGCGAUGCUUUGGGCAACGACUACCUCUACUAUGGUGGCAACCCCUUGUGCCUUGGCGGCUUGGCGCGAGACUAUAUACAAGCGCCGUUCACGGCCGACGCGACGUGCGAGCUCCAGCAACCGCUCACGAUCAACAUUGCCCCCGAAGCGCUGCUCUUCGGUCUCCUCGCCUCUCAGGACGGUAUCCAUAGCACGGCCAGUAGCAACACCACCGACGGCAGCAACAGCAACAACACUUCGAGCAUUAGCAGUACCGUCUGUGACCUUCAAGGCGUCACAAGUUGCGCCAGCGACAUGGACAUUGCGAUAGCACUUUUGGAGCGGUACCCGGUCUCUGGCUCCUGGUCGCAGCUCGUCACCAACACAUCGGCUGCUGUCGCCGCGCUCAACGUGAGCCUCAUGCAGUACGCUUCUGACGUUGACGGUGUCGAGUAUGCACUCUUGUGGCUGCCAAUUCUCGAGCCGUCGUGGCGCUUUUACGGUCACGCGAUGCUCUUUGACUGGGUCAGUGGCGUUCGCGAGGUCGUUGCGUUUGAAGGCGAUGCGGCCACCUUGGUACUCAUGUCCGACAUGUACGACGCGGGCUCGACCGAGCCGAGUACGGCCACGCUGAGCCGAGCGACCAAGGCGAUCUACAUCUUGCUUGUCUACUCGUCGGUGCUCCUUGGUCUUCUCGUUCUCGCCACGACCAUGUAUGCGUGCAUGGCCAAACUGCGCUUCCUCGGACUCAACUUGACGUACUUUCACCGAGUCGCGGGCUCGACGUGGCUCGGGCGUCCGCUUUUGUUUCUUCGCGGCGCCUCGGCGCUCAUCCUUCUGGGUACGGCCCCGAUCGGUGUCUCGUCUGUGCAUGGCGCGGCUGCUUUGCACCUGCCGUCGCGCUCACCCUUUGAGAGCAUGCUCCUGGCGUGGGAAGCCCUUUGGAUCACCUAUGUGCUGCAAGAGCUCCUCCUUCCGUUCAACGCUAAGGGCAUUCAUAGCGCCGGCUAUGUGAGCUCGGGUGUCAUCUGGGUUGCGUACGUGGCCUUGGACAGUGUGUCGCCACUCUAUGUAGAGACAGCCCUCAAACACGACUGUGUUGGUCUCGCCUACAGUCUCUCGUGCAAUAGCGUCCAUAUCAAGCUCGGCAGCGUUGCCCGCGUGCUCUGGCUCUUUUUUCUCCAAGGCCUUGUCGUGCCAAUCGCGGUGGUGGCGGCUGCCUAUGGGCACCGGCGCAAGCUUCUGCGACGGUCGUCGCGCGGCGUGCACGGCCUCAUGCUCUCUGGUGCCGGCUUUGCGUUUCUCGCAACCCCCGACGAGAAUGACGCGCCGUUCGACGCGAUCGCCGGUCUCUUCUCGGGGCUGCUCCGGCUCACGUACAAGCGUCGGCAGUAUACCUUUGAUAUCAAGCUCUGGACGAUUGUUCGCGGCCAGAAACAGCGCGUGCGCAGUCCCUCCAAGCUCGACGGCCCGAGUACGUCGACGAUCCCGGAUUUGUCACCGAUUCUACCCCGGCCACGGUGGCUCGGGUGGGUCUAUAGCCUCGGUGGCAUGACGUACAUUGGUAUAGCGAUCGCGGGGAGUCUGAGCUACCUCCGGCUCACCGAGUCGACGCUGACCAACGACCUGAUCUGGGUCGGGUUUGACCUGCGGGGGGACCACCCGUUCUUGGCGACUUGGCUUUUAGAGGCCCUGGCACUCGGUGCGGAGAAUACCACCCGACCACUCAGUGAGCUCAACGUCGCGGCGGCGUUCAACACAUCAUUAGCGUCGACGAUCUCGUUUGCGGACCACGACGGUGCCAUGCUGCACUACGCGGCGCUGACAGACGUGGCCGUCGCGAUUCCGGCGCUGCGGUCGCUGCCAGCGAUCGAGAUACCGUGGGUCUUUACCGGCUACUGCUACGUCGACUUUAACCGGACGUUUGGGGUCGCGCACACGGCGGCGCGGCAGGCACGCUGUGCAACGUACGCCGCAAAUGGUGCCGUGUACAUGGAGUCGUUUUUGCGCAACGUUAUUUGGUCCGACUGGGUCAACUACUGGGGCGAAGCCUUCGAGAUCAGCAUCACGACCUCACUCGUGUCGUCGGCCGCCGGCCUCGUCUUCUUGACCCGUCUAGGCGAGCCGUGGGCUGCGAUUGACGACGAAAUUGACUACUGGCGACGCCAUAGCAUCACAUAUUACGAACUUCAGUGGCAAAACUUCAAGACGAUCGGUCUCAUCAACGCCUAUACGAUCGCGAAUGCCUACGGCGCCGCGUACCCUUUCACACUACAAGCUACCGCGGGCGCGACUCGCUUCAUCCAGCAGACCUCGUACAAAAUGUACUGGGGGCUUGCCAACGAUCUCAACGGCGUUCUUGACAACGGCACCGACCUCGGGGGCAAGAGCCUUGUUCUCGACACCCCACUAUCACUCAAUGCGUCGUUGACAAGCGUGUAUCUGCAGACCGGACUCCUGGCCAGCCCGCUCUCAGCCGGUCUCUCGGCCAUCCAGUCCUUUCUUGGCCCGUUCGGAUCGAUCGACAUGCAGUAUGUUCCUGUGCCCGUCGACCUCCGGCGCGCGGCGGGGGCCGCCAUGGCCAUCGUGCACAGCCUCCGACUAACGUAUGGCGCGGCGUACGCAGCUCUGCCCCACCCUCUCUACCUCAAUCCGGUGCCCUUUGCCUGGCUAAAGCCGACGUUUUAUGUACUCGGCGGUUCGGUCCUCUGUGUGCCAGACACGUCGCCGCUCAACAUCACUGGUGGGCUCCAGCCGCUCUUCUCGUUUGAGAGCUCGUGCAGUGCCAACACGGGUCGUACGAUAGCGUCGAUUCCGAGCCAAGACCACCUUCUCUUUGCUGCUGCGUAUGCGACGAUCACCAACAUUUCGCACGUCUGUCUUCAGAUGCGCACGCAAGCAUAUGCAUGCGAGCCAAUGCUCCGCAACACGCUGGCGUUUCUCUCACAUGCCAACCUCUCGGUGCUGCAGACAGCGUGGGCGCCGCGGCUAACGCAGGCGCUGAGCCCGCUGCAGAUCGAGCUGCUUCAAGUGGGCCGACCGAAAGCAUCGGCGCCGAUGCGCAUCUACCAUAUGCCGCUCCUCGAGUCCCUCGACUUUGCGUUUUUUGCCAACGUGCUCCUCUACGACUGGGUGCUCGGGAACCGCGAAGUCGUUCGGUUCGUUGGCGACACCAGCGCGAUCACGCUCAUCGGCGAUGGACUGCGGCCGCGCGUGCAAGCCACCGACGCCUCCCAGCUCCCAACGGUGUUUGCACUCUACUCGCACCGGUCGGUGCAAUAUGUCACGUACGUCAUGAUUGCACUUGCGGCGACGACGGCGCUGUACGCGGUCGUGAGCCGGGGGCACGUCGAGGGGCUCAACUUGCUCGAGCUCUCGCGCGUCGGCGGUAUUGUGUGGGUCGGUCGGCCGUUUAUUGCGCUUCGAAGCAUCACGGCACUCUGCCUCCUCUCGACGUCGCGCCUCGAGCUCGACUACGACGGACACAACAGCGCGUUCUUGAGCCAGAAUGCGCCGUGGUACUCGGCGGGGAUCGCGGCCAACGAAGUCACGUGGCUUGUCGGUAUUGUCAACGACAUUUCGAUCGUCUUUACCCAAGAGCUCACGAUGCUCUACACGAUCUACAACUCACUGCUCGUCUUGCUGCUGUCUGCGUGCAUCACGAUUCUACUUCCGAUUGAACCCACCGUUGCGGUCGCCCGCGACUGUCAAAUCGAGUCGCUCGACUGGCAAGUGGUCUGUACCAGUGGCCAAGUGGCCGUCGGCGACUGGCGACGCCUCCUCUUGCUCAUCGGGACCGUCUUUGUCUGCAACGGCGCGUGUUAUUGGCUCGUCAAACUCGGCUGCCGGCGACCGGCCACAGUCUACGCGCGACCGUCGCUGCUACUCAGUGGCGGUGCCCGGUACCUCUUUGAGCACGGUCCAUGGAUGCACGAAGGCGUCUAUUACAUGGACCGCGCUUCGGCUGUCCUCAACGGUCUCCUCAGUGUGCGCUAUCAGGGCGUGCUGUAUCUAUUCGACAUCAAGACGUGGCGAUUGCACCGAAUGACGCCGCCGACGCAUACGACUGCCGUACCCCCCCGGCUCGCACGGGGCAUUCCUCUCCCCGACGCCUGAACCGGGUGUUUCGUUUCUUGAUCCACCUCUUGUAGACCACUUGCAAGAUUAGUCUAGCGUUCGCGUCUGUAGACCAUAACGGCAAUGUGACACGAGCUGCUCAUUGCCAAUGUGCGCAGCGAGGUUCGAAGCGC